AUAAGCUUAAUGUGCUUGUAGGUUUUUGUCAGAACGGGCUGUGCUACUUAGCGGAACACUGCGGCCAUGCGACGCGCCGCGCUGCACGCUUUAGCAGCGUGUAAUGCCGCAGAGGGACCUCUAACUACCCCUGUUUCUAUUCUACUUCAAAAUACUUAUAACCUGAGUAUUGAAGCUCGCCAGGCCUGGUCGCGGGAAGCAUCAUCAUCUAUUCAUACUUCGGCAGCGCCGCAUUCCGGGCACGGACAGCAGCGGAACCAAUCACGAAAAGCUGGUGGCAGCGACGGAUCUGGAAGCCAUGCGCGGAACCAAAGCGACCGUGGUGGAGGCUCCCAUCAGCACGGCGGGCGCGGUCGCUGGCAAUCCGGCGGUGGUGAUGGCGGUGCUGGUGGUGCUGGAGGACCUCGGGGCCCUAGGCGCACUGACUCCCGGCCAGCAGAGGGUGCCGGAAGAGCAGGCGGGGUCGCAAACGCAGCCGGCUCAGCUUUGCAGGCCCAGCCAGCACGUCAGCGCUGGGACCUCGCAACGCAGAACGCGCCACAGGGCUACUUUGGCCUCAUCGGAGACCCGCGCACCGGUAUCGCGGAUGACAUGACCACCAAUCCCUUUGGCGAGGUGACGGUGGACAUGAUCCACCACCAAUCUAAGAACGAGGUGUACUGGUUCAAGCAUGAGUUCGCGGGCGGGCGCGCCGGCUCCCACCGCGACGCUCGGCUGUCGGACUACACACGCAACCUGAUCUACCUGUUGAGGGCCAAGGACUCCAAGCGGUGGUCGAUCCAGGCGCUUGCUGACAAGUUCCGCAUCCGCAAGCAGCGCGUGCUCGCCAUCCUGGCCCUCAAGGAGCUGGAGGCUCAACGUAUCGAGGAGGGCAAGCUGCUGUCGGGGCCGCUGGCCGCGUACGCGCUGCCCGUCAACACCGCCGAGGCGCAGCUGGGCCGCCAGGCCGAGCCGGGGCAGCAGCUAGGGGCGGCUGAGGAGGCGCAUGUGGAGGCGGUGCUGCCGCGGGUCCUCUCCGCUACCCAGCAGCUGCAGAUGCAGCUGGUUGAGCUGCUGUCGGCGCACGGGUACGACACCGCCCACAUGCGCGCCGGCCUGCUGGCGGACCUGCAGGCGGCGGAGGAGCUGGCGGGUCGCACGCUGGGGGGCAGCGGGGAGGCGGCGGAGGGCAGCGGUGCUCCCUACCUGGCGGCGGAGCUGGGGACGUACCGCGCGGCAGUGGAGGCGGUUAUGGCGGCGGUGGAGGAGGUGGUAGCCGGCUCGCCGCUGCUGAUGGAGGAGCGGCAGGUGGCGGCGCUGCGUGCGGCGGUGGAGGCGGACAUGGCGGGGGCUGGGCAGGCGGGGGCGGAGCAGAACAAGGGACUGCAGGCGCUGCAGGCCGCCGACGACGCCUUGAUGCAGCGCGUCUUCUUCUCGUUGGCGCCCUCGACCCGUGGGUCGCUGUUGCGCCUGCAGCCCGACCUCUCCAUCCGUCUCAACGCCCUAGGCGUGGACCUGAUUCGCUCCGCCAAGGACGCUUCCUAUAAAGGCCCCGGCACAGCAGGCCCCGAGGCCGCUCAGCCGGCGGCUGCGGAGGGCUCCUUCGUCCCGCUGCAGCGGCUGCCGGUGGACGUGUUCGGCUUCCUGCCGGUGGCUGAGGGCAAGCUGGAGGCGGUUGCGGCGGCUGUGGAGGCGCUGGUGGGCGCGCAGGCGGCGGUGCGGGCCAAGGUGGCGGCGCUGGACCCCGCGCUCGCCAGCAGCCAGAGAGCCGCCCCUUCCGCGGCUGCCCCUUCCGCUAGCGAGCUGCGGCAGCUGCGGCAGAUGGCCGCGCAGUACGCGGGCGCGGAGGCCAUGUGGGCCGACCUGAUGGCGCCGCGGGUGCAGGAGGGCAGCCGUCCGCCCCGACAUGCAGCCGUGCCGGCGGAUAAGCUGCGUCGCCUGCUGGAGGUAAUGGCCGAGGCGGACCCGAGCGCCGUGUCGCGCACGCUGCAGGUGGAGGCAGCCAUGCAGCUGCGGGCGCGCAGGGCGGUGGCGGAGGCAGACGCGCUCACAGCAGGCGUGGGCGCCGCGGCGGCGGCCGCGCUGACGGCUUCCGGCGGCACCGCGCCCUCCACACCCGCCGAGCGCGCCAGCUGGGACUCGGUCGCUGCCUACCUGGACGUCAAGGUGGCGGGCCGGGUGUACGGCACCGGCAGCGGGGAGCGGCACGUGGCCCGCUUGCCCAGCUACCCGGCCUUUGAGGGCUACAGCCUGGAGGAGUUUGACCGGGCUACCGAGGGCGAGCUGGGCGCGCUGAACCGGCAGGUGGCGGAGCGCACGGACGCGGCCAUGUACGAGCGCUUCCGCAGCGAUCUGCUGUACAACCUGGGACUGCGCGGUGAGAAGCUGCGUCACGGCGAGGCCGGUCGCCCCGCCUGGCCCGCUAACCUGAACAGCGUGCUGGAGCGGCCGGUGGUGGUGUACGACAUCGCGGAGGACGGAGCCACCAAGUACCCGCCGCUGUACGUCGCCAUGCCGGACGGUCAGAAGCGGCCGCUCAACGAGCAGGAGCAGGUCUUCCAAGAGCGACGUGUGCCUCGCGAGCGGCUGCCCUACUACGUGAGCCGCGCAAACAGACUGGCGGAGCUGCAGUGAGGAUGGCGGGGACGGACGACGACCCACGGCUAAUACCGGACAGUGCGCUAUGACGUAGGCGUUCGAGGUGUGCGGUUCCAAUUCCAGAGGGGUGGAUUAGGCUUUCAGGUCAGAAGACGGCUUGCAAUCGCGACAAACUAAAGCACUAGGUCCUAUGGGUGCUAUCGGGCUAGAACCCCUAUAGGUGCGAUGGAAGUGUGGUAUGGGAGGUGGACCUAACUGCCGGUACCCACGAUGAUUGAGCAGUACAAAGCUGCCCAGCAGAUAGCCUCCAUAUCGUGAGGUCGGGUCGGACUCGUCUUAACUCGAGGGAUCCUGGGUCGAGCCAGCCGUCUUGCAUUAGCAGGGCGCAGUGCCAGUGUCGGAGCUGUAUUGGUCGCGCAGGCGGCUGGGCGUGGACCCAAGGACAUCCUUUGAGCCGGUGUCACAGCUGUGCAAAUGGCCCUUUCAGGCAAAUGCGGCGACACUAGUAGAGGCUGCCAGGAGCAUACAGAAAACGCGCCUGUGUUGUGGAAAAUGGCGUUGUCCAUGGCCAU
Molecule: messenger RNA, 3149 nt
Organism: Astrephomene gubernaculifera
Lineage: Eukaryota; Viridiplantae; Chlorophyta; Chlorophyceae; Chlamydomonadales; Astrephomenaceae
Source: the annotation of a GenBank genome assembly